AUGGCCUCCCACCUCCGCAACGUCUCCAAGGCCCGCCUGGGCAUCACAUCCGUCAAGAACACAAAGUACAACAUGCGCCUCGCCCUCGCCCUCCACCGCUCCGGCUUCAUCUCCAACGUCUACCGCGGGGGGCCCCACCCCCCGACCCUCGAGGACAUGGUCUCCAAGGAGCCCGAGCCCGUCACCAACCUCAACGCCGCCCGGAUGCGGCUCUGGCUCGGCAUGAAGUACUGGGACGGCAAGCCCGUGCUCACAAACGUCAAGAUGA
Clonostachys byssicola is the source of this 268-nucleotide messenger RNA. NCBI's taxonomy places the organism in Eukaryota, Fungi, Ascomycota, Sordariomycetes, Hypocreales, Bionectriaceae. The record is from the annotation of a GenBank genome assembly.